AUGUCACUAGAUUAUGCGUCGGCACUCUCCGAGUACGAAAAUAAGGGUGUUUGUGGAAUUCCCGAAGUCCGCGAUCCCGACUACAUUUUCGAACAAAAGGUAUCCGUUCUGACCGAUCUUUUGCGUCACUCCUCAUACACCGUCGUCCACACUGGAGCAGGCCUGAGCACAGCCGCAGGAAUCCCUGAUUUUCGGGGACCUAAUGGUGUCUGGACCCUUGAAAAACAGGGUAAAAAACCGGCUUUCAGCAAACCGUUCACAGAGGCUCGACCCUCUGUUGGACACAUGGCUCUUGUGGCGCUGGAAAGAGCUGGAUACAUAAACUUUGUGAUUACACAGAACAUUGACGGCUUGCACCUUCGCUCGGGUUUUCCACGAAACCGUUUGUCCAUUCUCCAUGGCGAUGUGUUUAUGGAGAAGUGUGGCUCUUGUGGAGCUGUUUACAUACGCUCUACGAAAAUGGUACCAACAUUUGGUCUUAAACCGACUGGGGCAAGAUGCACGAAAAUGAAGACGCGCGUCCGGCCGUGUGGGGGGAAGUUGAGGGACUCUGUUCUCGACUGGGAGGAUGAAUUACCAGAACCCGACUACGCCAUCGCUGUUAAAGAGGCUCGGAGAGCUAACUUACAGCUCUGUAUAGGAACAUCGCUUCAAAUACACCCCGCAGCUGAUCUUCCCUUCACCUCAAAACAAGGUGCAGCCCCUCUCCCGUCUUCACGCAAACGCAGGCAUCCUGAUGAUCAAGUAAAGUUAUCAGAUAGUGACUCCCCUUCUCACCAUUCAAAACCCUCCACCUCGACCGGAUCCUGUCCUACCAGGGUGGUGAUAGUCAAUCUUCAGCCCACGAAGUUUGAUGCACGGGCCGACAUCUGCCUACGAGCCGAAAUUGAUCGUGUACUCACUCGUGUGUGCCAAAAUCUCGGUGUUGAAAUACCUAUUGUAGAGAACGAAGGUGGUGUUUUCAUUCCAAAGAUCGUCCUACGAUCGAAGCAUACAACAAAGUCAGAGCGUUUUCCCUGGAUCAUUCUCUCCCAUCCUGAGAAUAAAAUUUCGCCAUUCGCUUCUAACGAAAGCAACGACGGGAAGAAGGAGGAGGAAGACCAGACCGCAGUCAGUAAAAAGGACAAGGACGAGCCGCCGACCGAUAAUAAGCCGGUGAUCGAACUCCCACAGUAA
This is a messenger RNA of Echinococcus granulosus, 1176 nucleotides long. RefSeq names its product NAD-dependent deacetylase sirtuin-6. Lineage: Eukaryota; Metazoa; Platyhelminthes; Cestoda; Cyclophyllidea; Taeniidae. The coding region runs from base 1 to 1176 and encodes 391 amino acids. The record is from RefSeq and is a predicted model, not a curated record. Gene Ontology annotation, molecular function: NAD+ binding. The transcript has 5 exons.